CGUUAACCACGGCCACCACAAGUCGAUAUAUGUGUCCAGUGACCGUUAGUUGACACCUUUAUGGAUGUUUACAUCACCGUCGUCAACCUCCGGGCAACGCUUAGCAACCCGAGUCUGUUCAAUUAAACCACAGUCAGUCUGCUCACUGUGGGCAUGCUACACUUUAAAACCUGAUCAAUCAAUCACUAGAUAUUUAAAGUGUUAUGUUAAAUAAAGAGCAGCGGGGAAACUGGACACUGGUAGCUGCUCUUUGUUUUGUUUGGGAGAGCAGGCCACCAUGUGUUUGUGUUGAUGUAAUUAAAAUAAACAACUCAAAAUGAUCUAUAGUUUGUGAAAAGAGGCACCACACAGAUGAUUAAUGGAUAUCAAUAAGGAGGCUGUGUAAACUUAUCAGGCAGAAGCACAAACUGGAGUUUGUUUUCUGUUUUGAGAGCAAGUUUAAGAUAUGUGAUGGUGAUUUUUGGGAAGAGUUUGACCAUAAAAGUCCACUUAUUGUCCACUGGUAUCUAACAUUCAGACAGCACUGUGGGUUUAUCACACUAACAAUCAUUUUUCUUUACAGAUUCACUUGUUGAUUAUUUCAUUUUCAUUGAUCUAUGAAAUAUGGGGAAAUCCUCUGAUAGUCCAAAACUCAAAGAUAUUCAGGUUACCACAUUUAUAUAUAUAUAUCUUAACAAAUCAACCAAUAAUCACAUUUGAGAGGCAGGAAGCAGUGAUAUUUUUUUUGCCAGUUUUGUUUGAAAGUGAUUAUGAAAAUUAAUCUACUAAUUGUUUCCGCUCUUGGGUUUAUUAGGAGCUGAGGUUGGAUUGGAGAGAUACUAUAUGUAUGCUCUGGAUGAUGCAACACGACAUAUAAAACAUAAAGGCCGCUGAUAGGCAAUUAUUAUCUGUCUGUAAAUAUCCACCACUGAAGCACAGUGUUAAAUCAAAUUGUAAGAGCAGGUGGUACAUUUUUUUUACAAGACCGUUUUUGAAUUAUUACUUUUAUUGCACUGCAUUGUCGAUAUGAACAGGAAAGACCGAAUAUAACAUGCAGCAAACGUCCCUCGCUGGACUCAAAGUGGGGAUGUCAUAUUUAUAUUUUAUGCAUGCAUGCAUCUUACCUACGAGGUCACCGGGAGGCUCCAGUCCUACAGUUUUACCUUAUCUAGAGGCUGUGGUGUACAGGUUUAUGUACAAUAUUAUUAUUAUUAUUAUUAUUAUUAUACAUUUAUGUUUAAUUAAAUUACCACAAACCAACUGACACACGGUGAACCAGGGGUUAGGGUAUUAUAACAGAAUAGGAGAACUGGUUGUUUUCUGGAUUCUCUGGAUGAAACAUUAUGAAGCUGUCUGCAGUCGGCACUGUAUCUGAUGCACAUACACGAUGCAUAGAGAGUGGCAGAGUACAUCUGAUACAUGUCAAGCUGCUGCUACUACGUGUUCUGUCAUUUCUUAGGGCUUCGUAGAGAAAGAUGAUCUUGAUCAAGGUCCAGUCAAAGAAAAAGACAGUUAAGGAUGCAGGAGCCCAACAAUGGAUUUCUCCUUCUCUUUCAUGCAAGGGAUCAUGGGAAAUACAAUUCAGCAACCCCCUCAGCUCAUUGACUCAGCCAACAUCAGACAGGAAGGCACCUGCGACACCGGCAGUGACCCGGGCGAGGAUGGUGGACGCUCCUACAAUGAUGCUGCCCUGGAUGCGGAGUUUUCCUACCCGCCUUCGGCCUCGGAGGACAUGUCGCAGGUCUCCAACGGCUACCCGCCGGGUCUGGGAAUGUACGAGCCGCAGGCCAAGUUCUCGAUGUACUCGCAGUUUCCCAACGGCUCGGCUAACGGCUACGGGGCCAUACGGAGCUACGGAGAUCACGGCCUCAUGCCGGGGGAGGGGACGGUCCUGAGAGGUCCUGGCCUCCAGGAGAGACCAUUGUCUCCCGUGUCUCCCCCUCUGCCCACACAUCACCCACACCUCCACCACCAUCACCAUCUCCCCCAUCACCACCACCAUGCACACCACUUCCACUCAAACCCACCACAUUUACAAACCCACCCGCACCCACAGAGUCCUCCGCCGCCGCCGCUGCCCUCCCAGCACCACUUGUCCCAAACGCCUCACAUCAUGACCCACACUCUACCCCCUCCUCCCCCAUUACACCUGCCUUCCUCCAGUCCUCCGCCCUCCCUUGUGGACAGUACCCCUUCUUCUCAACCCUCUCAUGUCCCGUCCAACACCCCCGGUGGGGUGCUGAAGAAGACCAGCUCUCCAGAGAUCAAACUGAAGAUCAUAAAGACGUAUCAGAACGGAAAAGAGCUGUUUGAAUCUGCGCUGUGUGGAGACCUGCUGCAAGAACUGCAGAAGGAGUCUCAGAAGAACGAUGCCGCUCAGAUGCAGCGCAGACAUGAGAGGAAGAAGGAGAAGAGGAAAAAGAGUGCGAGGCUGCAGCUGCAGGUCCAUGAACAGAGCCUGGACGAGAGCCAAACACAGGCAGGUACCACGGGCCAGACGGAGGACAUCCACAUCGAGCCCCAGCAGAUAGAAACACCUCCAGUGCAGACGGAGAAGCCUCAGAAGACCGUUAUCAAAACUGAACCAAAGACGCCGAAGGUUCCGAAGGUCCAUCAUCCAUCAGUGAUCCAAGAGACGGGCUUCUGUAAGGAGUUUGUGAUUGGAGAUCUGGUGUGGUCCAAAGUGGGUACCUAUCCCUGGUGGCCCUGCAUGGUCUCCUCUGACCCACAGAUGAAGGUCCACACUCGCAUCAACACCAGAGGUCACAGGGAGUAUCACGUCCAGUUCUUUGGCAGUGUCGCUGAGCGGGCCUGGAUCCAUGAGAAGAGGAUAGUCAUGUACCAGGGGAGGCAACAGUUUGAUGAGCUUCAGGCUGAGACUCUGCGUAAAGCCUCAAACCCUGUAGAGAAACACAAACUUCUGAAGCCUAUCCCUCAGCGGGAGCGUUCUCAGUGGGAGGUGGGUGUGGGCCACGCAGAGGACGCCUUCGUGAUGUCGCGGCAGGAGCGGAUCGACAACUACACCUUCAUCUACGUUGACCCGGAACCUAAUGAAACCCCGCCCAGCAAGAAACCCAACAUCCGAGCUGAGAAACGAAGCCGGCGCUCCAGCGGCUCGCUCAGUAAGAAGGAAGACGGAGGAGUGAAGUCACCCGACAGAGAGCAGCCGCCACGGAGGCAGCUGCCACGCAGGCAGUGUAGUAUUUCAAACGCAGACGACAGCACAAACUCCCAGGCCUCAAAUGAAGAGAAGAACCAGAGGGGGGACCAGCGUAAGACCAGCUCCCCAAAGCAGAACUCCGGUUGUGAUCCACGAGUGCGGCAGGACUCACCGCCACCGGUCAGGGCCUGGAAAACGGCAGCAGCCAGAAAGCUGCUGCCUCUCUCCAUCACCAUGAAGAGGCUCAAUGUGGAGAUCACAAAGUGUGACUGGCCUCUCCUGCAGAAAAAAGCCGCUGCGUCUCCGAAAAAAGACAAAGAAGAAGAGAAGGAGGAGAGAGUGGAGAGAGAGGCCAGGCAGCCCGACCUGGGAUACUGCUCCCCCGAGGACAGCAGAGCUAAACCUGAGCCCAGUCCUGAGGAGGAGGAAGACGGGGACGAAGGGGAGGAAGAGGGGGAGGAGAGAGAGGAGCGGAGAGGCUCCCCCGCCAGUCGGAGGAGCGAGGAGGGAGGAAUGCAGCCGACCUCCUCUCCUGGAUCCCACCACAGUAGUCCACACGGUUCUCAGGAGAGGAAGCUGCAGCGGCGGUCAGUCAGGAGCAGGUCUGAGUCAGAGAGAGGCAGCGAUCCCGUCCCUAAGAAGAAAACCAAAAAGGAACAGGCGGAGAUGGCUCCUGAGACCACACUGAGGACGGGCUCACAGAAAGGAGCCAGUGAGAUCUCAGACGCCUGCAAGCCCCUGAAGAAGCGAAGCAGAGCUUCAACAGAUGUGGAGAUGGCUUCUUCUCAGUACAGAGACACCUCUGAUUCUGACUCAAGAGGCCUCAACGAUCCACAGGGUUUAUUUGGGAAGAGUCUUGACAGUCCAGCAGCAGCAGAUGCAGAUGCUUCAGAUACUCAGUCCGUGGACUCUGGAUUGUCCCGUCAGGACAGCAGCACUGGCAAGAGAGACACCGUCUGCCAGAUCUGCGAGGUGUAUGGAGAGGGUUUGGUGGUGUGUGAAGGUGACUGCAACAGGCAGUUUCACCUGGAGUGUCUUGGUCUGACGUCCCUACCUGAAGGCAGAUUCACCUGCUUGGAAUGUAGAAAUGGCAAUCAUCCUUGUUUUAGCUGUAAAACGGCGGGGCGGGAGGUGACACGCUGCUCUGUGUCUGGAUGUGGUUGUUACUACCACGAGGAUUGUGUCCGUAAACUCCCCGGCGCCACCAGCAGUCCAGGCGGAGGCUUCUGCUGCCCCCAGCACAGCUGCUCUACCUGCUGCCUGGAGAGAGACUUGCAACGAGCCAGUAAAGGUCGUCUGAUGCGUUGUAUCCGCUGCCCGGUGGCCUAUCACACGGGAGACAGCUGCGUGGCGGCGGGCAGCGUCAUCCUCACCCAUCACAUCAUGAUCUGCAGCAGCCACGGCAGUGCCAAGAGGAACGGCCUCCUCACCUCUCCUGUCAAUGUGGGCUGGUGCUUCCUGUGUGCCAGAGGGCUGUUAGUGCAAGACCUUACUGACACCAUAUUAAGUUCAUAUGCCUAUAAGUCCCACUACCUUCUGACUGAGUCAAAUCGUGCUGAGUUGAAAUUACCUAUGAUUCCCUCUCCUUCGUCAGCUACCAAAAAGAAUGUUGGGAAAGGAGGCAAGUUGCUGUGCUGCGACUCAUGCCCGGCUUCCUUCCACCCGGAGUGUCUGGAGAUGGAGAUGCCGGAGGGGGCGUGGUCCUGCAGUGAUUGCAGGGCAGGGAAGAAACCUCACUACAAACAAAUUGUCUGGGUCAAACUGGGCAACUACAGGUGGUGGCCAGCGGAGAUCUGCAACCCUCGCUUGGUGCCGUCAAACAUUCAGAGCCUUCGCCACGAUAUCGGUGACUUCCCUGUCUUCUUCUUCGGCUCCCAUGACUACUACUGGAUCAACCAGGGCCGCGUCUUCCCCUACGUGGAGAACGACAAGAACUUUGUCACGGGUCAGAUCAACAUCAACAAAACCUUCAAGAAAGCUCUGGAAGAAGCAGCCCGGCGGUUUCAGGAGCUUAAGGCACAGAGGGAGAGCAGGGAGGCUCUAGAGCAGGAACGCAACUCUCGCAAACCUCCCCCCUACAAAUUCAUCAAGUCCAACAAGCCAGUGGGGAAAGUGCAGGUGCACGUAGCUGACUUGUCAGAAAUCCAGCGGUGCAACUGCAGACCAACAGAUGAACAUCCUUGCAGCCUCCAGUCUCAGUGUCUCAACCGCAUGCUGCAGUACGAGUGUCAUCCACAGGUGUGUCCUGCAGGAGACAUCUGUGAGAACCAGUGUUUUUCCAAGCGUCUGUAUGCAGAGACAGAAGUGGUAAAGACAGACGGAUGUGGCUGGGGCCUCAAGACCAACCAGGCCCUCAGGAAGGGUGACUUUGUGACGGAAUACGUGGGAGAGGUGAUAGACUCUGAGGAGUGCCAGCAGCGAAUCAAGCGUGCUCAUGAAAAUCACGUGACCAACUUCUACAUGCUCACCCUCACCAAGGAUCGUGUGAUAGACGCUGGCCCAAAAGGAAACUCUGCUCGGUUUAUGAACCACAGCUGCAGCCCGAACUGUGAAACGCAGAAGUGGACAGUAAACGGAGACGUUCGUAUCGGACUUUUCACCCUCUGUGACAUCGAGGCUGACACAGAGCUGACGUUCAACUACAACCUGCACUGUGUGGGCAACAGGAGAACGUCUUGUCACUGUGGAUCAGACAACUGCUCUGGAUUCCUCGGGGUGCAGCCGACGAGUGCUGUGGUGAUGGAGAAAGAGGAGAAGGCCAGGAACGCCAAGCUGAAGCCAAAGAAGCGGAAGCUGCGGCCAGAAGGCAAACACACACACGAGUACUUCUGUUUUUGCUGCGGAGAAGGAGGCGAGCUAGUGAUGUGUGACAGAAAAGACUGUCCGAAAGCGUACCACCUGCUGUGUCUCAACCUCACCAAACCACCAUAUGGACGUUGGGAGUGUCCGUGGCACGACUGCACCGUCUGUGGCGCCCCGGCCUCGUCUCUCUGUGACUUCUGCCCUCGCUCGUUCUGCCGGGAUCACGAGGCGGGGGCGCUCACCUCCUCCUCCCUCGAGGGUCGCCCCUGUUGCUCCAGUCACGACCCUGUCAGUCCCCUGGGCUCCAACUCCAGCUCGGCCCAGCCGCGCCGUUCCACUCUGAGCCCCGCCGGGGUCAAAGAGGAGCCAGAGACGGAGCCGGGCCAGCCGGCCACAGAGUGACACCGCAGCUCCCUCAAUACCUCGUUCCCUGUAAAGUGCACUCCUGUCGGCCUCCUGGGCUCCGACCCACCUCUGAUCUGAAGCAGUGCGCUACGAAAGGGAAUACAGUGCUUUUUGACCAGUGCGAUGGCCCCCUAUUCAGAGACGAGACACACUGGUGAACACCUCGAUGCCGCUUGUGGAGAGAGCAGAGCGACGUGGCGUGUCGCAGGGGGAGUGUCCAGGCAUCAUUGUGCGCCGUUUUCCCUCCUCUCUCGCCAUAAAACACCACUACUAACGCUCUCUACAGCUCGCCUGCGCCCCCCCCAUCGCAGGGCCCAGACCACCACCUCAUUAUGUUUCUUUUGUUAAUUUUUACAGUUGUGGAAAUUUUCAAGUGUUGUCACUUUGCGUCAGUUACCGGCACUUUGAAGAACUCAACGAGUGAGGUGGAGGGAGAGGUAAGAGAGAGAAGAGGAGGAAGAGGAAGAGGAGGAAGGUAUAAAGCUGAACCCUCUCCACCACCACGCUGCUCCUCUCCUUGUUUACCUGCUGUAAGCUGUGGUCGGCAUCUCACGCACAGGAUGGCUGUACGGAGACGAGCCUUUUCUCCUCCUCCACAGCCAAUCAACACUCCCGACGUGAUCCACCAUCUUAUUUAUCUCUUCUUCUUGGAGGAAAAGACGGAGGGGGGGGGGGGAUGACCGAUUUUGUGCAAUUUUUUUCAGGACCACACUACAUUCCAACCUUCCUUAGACAUGAUUUUAAUAUACUUAUGGGUAUAGAUGAAUAUAAUUAUAUACAGUAUCUAUGUUUGUUAAUGUUUACAGACAGAUUCUCUCACUUCAUCUCGGUGAGUGGUGUAUUAUGUUUGUUUGUUUAGGUGUUAAGCAUUACGCAGACCUCCUUGUGAAAAUAGUCCUAUUAAGGUGAAAUAUAAUGGUAUAUAGUGUAAUGGUAUGACAUUACAGAAGUACUUGUGAUUUUCAUAUUGCCAGUCUCACUCGCCAUUGUGUACAUAUUUGGCUCAUACUAUUGUAAAGUACUUAAAGAUCAGGAGGGACAGAGCAUCGCCUCUCUGGUUGUUCCUGGAAGAAGGAAACGCUUUUUUAAACAACAAGACAGAUCCUUUUUAUUUUCUUUUUUCGAUAAACUUCUGUUCCCCACAUUUCCUCCGAGCAGUUACUGUUAUUUGUAUUGUAGAUGGAGGGGCUCAGCUUGUGAUCACUGGUGCUGUCUUAAAGUAUUGUUGAUCAGCCUUAAGUUGGAUUCUGGCUGUAGCAACUACUGCCCAGAUGCAGUUCAUUUCAGUAACGUCGUGUACUGUGACCGCUUUGAUGCUUGUUUUUCUCUCUCUCUCUCUUCAGUUUUUUUUUUGUUUUGCCAAACUUUUUCUGAAAAGCACUUUUACACAGCUUGUCGCUACACAAUUUAGCUAGGUCAUACAUAUACAGAAAUGUAUAUUAAAAGAACAUAAGACAAGUGUUUCAAAAUGGAUACCUCUUCUUCUUGUAGUAACGUCGGAAUUUAAACUGUGUUGUAACUUUUUUCCUCUCGGUCAGAAACGCGGUGAGUGCUGGGCGUGUUUUUGGGUUGUUGUUUUUUUUUGAGGAAAGUGGCCUGAAUGCUGUUGUUUUUUUGGCACAAGUAGGAAUGACUGCCAGCCUGGCUUUGUACAAAAAAAAAGUCAUCCGUGUCCACGAGAGGCACGUUGUCAUUUUCCACCUGGAGAACAUCCUCAAGGCUGGGCUUUAUAUAAAGAUGUAAUGGUAUAACAACAGUCCAGUUCAGUAUAAUGUACAAAUACAAACUUCUGUACAGUGUUUUUAAUCGCUCAUCUGUCAAAUCCAAAAUUUUUUGUAUUUAUUGCACCACAUUUUAUACCAAUUUCUUUUUCAACCACCAGUGCAGUAAUUUGUCUCCCUCUCCACCACGGUGUAAGUGAAAUAGACUAUUUAAAAAAACACGGGGAGUUUUACAUGAUAUAUCUGUAUCUAGUCAUUGCAUACGUUUUUGUUGGUUUUUUAACAUUUUGGUGUAAUGAUUCCACAUUUGGUAAUGGCCGCUGCUCAUCGACCUGUAUCGUGACUCACUGUAAUUGGUGUUAAAAGCAGUGUGAAGCAGUUCAAUAUCGGAAUGUAAAGUUUCAGUUUCAGAGCAGUUUUUAUGCUUGUUUUGUUUUGUUUUGUUCUGUUUUUUGACUCAAGUGAUCAUCACAGCAGGAAGUUUAUCUGUAAUCAUCCCUCAGCCUUUUGCUUGUGAUUCCACCCUGGUCACAUGACAUGUUUGUUUGUGUUUUCUGCCCUUAAAAGAUGUUUGUUUAAAGCCUCCCGUCGUGGAGUUAAAGAGUCGAGCCACAGGGUGAAACGGUGCCAGUGUUUCCAAGUGAUUUCAGUUCCUUCAGGCUCUCUUUGAAUGCGUAGACUAGAUACUAAAUCAUGAAAAUAAAAGAAGGGGAGCCAUUUGAUGCAGAAAAGUGAGAAAACUCCAGGCAUGAUUUGAAACUUUCCCCCUUCAGCGGAUAAUUGUGAAAACGGCUUUCUAGUGUCAAACUCUGAGCUUAAAUCAUUCUGCACAGUGAAGUUCAAACACUGAUGUGAAGUAAUAAUAGGCAUGUUUGAGUGGAGGGGGGGUUUAAUAUGCUAAAUACAUGCACAUGACAUACAUGCCGACAGACAUAACACAGGCAAUUCAUCAAAUAAAGGACCAGAAAAAGGCUUUGACUAGGAAAGACUUGUUUUUUCUCUGUCCUUUAUGCCGUUAAAUGCCUGUUUUUUGCACAAAUUUAGACGAUUCAGUGUUCUCGCCUUUCUGCAUUCAACAACUAACUCACUUUCUUUCUGUUAUUAUCGAACCCUUUUUUAGGAAGCCUUUCCCAUAUUUUCCGUAGAUUCCUGAUUUUAAAAAAAGAUUAAACUUGCUGAUUUCCUCGUGCAACUAAGCACUGCUCCCAAUUUGCCAAACUCACAUUCAGAGACUCUUUAUUGCUCAGUUAGCUGUAGGAAUUAGGCCACUUCAGUACAAUAUGCUCAAUAUCAGGUAGGUGCAUCAUUAACGCACUUUUUACUUACAUACUUACAACAGUCUGUGUGUCUAAACUUGAAUUUUCUUUAUUUUUUUAUUUAUUAAUGUAUUAUUUUUUUAUAUAGGAUUCAUACUUGUGUGAUUAUCAGACCGCAGGAAUCCUUGACUUUUGUCAAAACUUGUCUGACUGAUGACUUGUGAUUAUAUAACUGGUCUUACAGCCUUUCUUUCUUCUCAAGGUGACUGUUCAGCUUCCAGCAUCAGACACUGGUUUAACCCACUUCUGUAUUCAGUUGGAGAGUCUUCGAAUGCCUGAUUUUAAUGCCAAUGUUUUGUUUUUAUUUGUGUUCCUUUUAUUAUUUUUUUUUAACCACAUUGCACAGAGUGUGCAAAAGAACCGAACAGCCUUUAUUUUUUUGCACCUACAGAUUGCAUGAUCAUGAAUUACUUUGUGCCAGUUUGUCCACUUCUGUCAGCUGAUACAGCCGCAGUAUUACGUAUGCCUAAUUUAAGUGUCCCAGCGUGCAACAUUUCAUUUUCUUAAAAAUACUAUCUGAUGUGUAUGUUUUGUUGGUUUAUUCUCAUUGUAGUGCCCACAUUUCUUUAAAGAGACAGCAUGUUUGUUCUCAGUUAAGUGACCCUUAAAUCGCCUGAGGAAGAUUUUGUCCAUGAAUUUUUGCUAAUUAUGAAUAUUUUUCAUGUACACGUAAAUUUAGGAUGGACCCCCCCCCAACCUCUUGUUUGUCAAAGGGUAUGUUUCAGUUAACUGUGACGUCUUUUGGUUUUUGUGCAAUGUUGCCGACUGUCAUUAAGGUUUUAUUUGACAUGCUGUCAGAGGAGAAAUAGUGUUGGAAUAAAUAAAUAAAUCCACCUUCAUAAGCACUCAUCUUUUUACUUGUAGUGAAAUUACUUACGGUAACUCUAACUGGGGUCAUAUCUAUCUCUCUUGGUGUUGCUUCAAUUAAAACGUGGAUGAACACAAAAUACCAUGUUGAUUACUGUUCAACCUGUGUUAAUGCAUACUGCAUAUUGUUGAAGAACCUGUAAAUAGUUUGCAUUGAACUUGCAUAGAAUCAUGUUACUGUGGCGUGCUCUCUUUUUGCCUGUACAAUUCUGCUUCUAAAUGUGUGUGACUGUUGAGACGACACUCUUUUUGUACAUGACUGUCUUUUUAUUUGAGAAUAUUGAUUCUGUCCUUUUUCAUUCUAAAGUUGAGUUUGAAGAGUUCAGACAUGCCUGAAGUUUGACUUUAAUAAAGCUGUACUCUGUCUCAGUGAAA
Molecule: messenger RNA, 10625 nt
Organism: Dicentrarchus labrax (European seabass)
Lineage: Eukaryota; Metazoa; Chordata; Actinopteri; Moronidae
Gene: nsd3
Product: nuclear receptor binding SET domain protein 3
Exons: 25
Coding region: 1514-6343 (1609 amino acids)
Biological process (GO): regulation of DNA-templated transcription
Cellular component (GO): chromatin; nucleus
Molecular function (GO): histone H3K36 methyltransferase activity; protein binding
Source: RefSeq, a predicted model, not a curated record